AUGGAACUGGGAGGUGGCUUUGUUUCAAAUUUAAAAGCCAAAAAUUUCCUAGGCUUUUUAAACCUUAGAAAUGGCGUAUUGGUAGUAUCGUUUACACAAAUAUUAUUUGGUGCUGGUCUUUAUUGUACUCUUCAUUACCUUCAUCCAAGUCUUAUGGGUGUAGCUUGGUUUCUACUACUCCUACAUUUCAUUACCGGAGCAAUCGGAUUGGUUUCAACUUUUACACGGAAUUUGUUUUUGUAUGUGUUAUAUUUGAUAUUGUUCGCUUUCUCAUUGGUAGUGGUGUCCAUGGUCGCUCUCGAUAUGGCUGAAAUCGUUCACUUCUUCCCAAAAGCUCCUGAAUUACAUGAUUUUUCGUUAUUGGGUUUUACGGCACCGUUUGUGACUCGUUUUAAGACACCGAAUGCUUCAGUUUUGUUCCCGUUUAACUUUUUUAAACUUCCCAAUGAUACUACUGGAGUUUUGCCUCAGUUGCCACACUACGAUGAAAUGGUAGUCACAAAGUUUACAAUGAGUCAUGUUGACAAGCACAAUCACAAACACUGCAAUAAACGUGAUAGUGCAAGAUUUGAUGAUGAUGUGAGUAGUGUUUUGGAUAACUUGGAUAAUCCAGAUGAUCUAAAGGAUUUAAGAAAUGCACUCAAACAAAGACUUGGAGAUAACAACACUAACAAAAAUGGUAGUGGUGGUGUUGAUAAUUAUAAUGCGUAUGAUAAUCCUGAUGGAAAAGUUGGUGGUUCUAAAGAUUUGAAUUCUACGAAGCCGUCGACAAAUGGUGUUAGUUCAGCUGGUGAGAAGUCAAAGGAAUCUGAUAGUUUUUAUGACCAUUUACCUUUUAUGCCUCAUCCUGGUGAGACUGAAGGUGAGUCUGAAGAGGUUUCUAAGGACGAAUUCCCACCUGAAACAAAUGAUUUAACACCUGAAGGAAAGUCAGAAGUUGUUGUACUAUAUAAAUUACAGAAACGAUGUAACCAAUUACUACUCAGCUAUUUACUUACUACUAUAUACCCAAUAUAUAGUUAG
Theileria annulata is the source of this 1023-nucleotide messenger RNA. RefSeq lists its product as uncharacterized. The record is from RefSeq and is a predicted model, not a curated record. The transcript has 4 exons. NCBI's taxonomy places the organism in Eukaryota, Apicomplexa, Aconoidasida, Piroplasmida, Theileriidae. Bases 1 to 1023 code for a protein of 340 amino acids.